AUGACUGUUGGGGAAUCAAGCAGUAAAUUUGAAACUUUGAAGCAAUUACCAUUUGCUGAUGGAAAAUUCGAGAACACUCCCAAAAUUGAUACUCCAAUAACAUUUACAUUGGAAAAGGAUUCAUCUAUAAAAGUUACAUUAUUCCCUGUACAUGAUUAUAAAGUGUUACCUGAAAAUUUGGUGACAGUUCUUCAAAAUGAGUUCAAUUAUGUGGUAGAAGAAGGUAGAACUUAUCCUUAUUAUGAGACCAUGAAUCGUGAAGAAUUUGUCAAAUAUUGGUUUCAUGCAUUUGCAGCGAUUUUAGUAGAAGGAGAAUAUUCUUCAUUUGAUGAAUUGAGGACUAAAAAUGCCGAUAAAUCAGUCGAAGAAUGGAAUUCCGUAUUUCUAGGAAAUUUUUAUGUAAAGCCAAAUUAUAUAGGAAGAUGUUCUCACGUCUGUAAUGCUGGAUUUAUUGUAAACCAUGAAAAAAGAAAUCUAGGAUUAGGUAAAGAAUUAGGAAGAAAAUAUCUUGUUUGGGCUCCAAAGUUGGGUUAUGUUUAUUCAGUAUUCAAUUUAGUAUUUGAAACUAAUGUAGCUAGUCUUAAAAUUUGGGAUUCCCUUGGAUUUGAAAGAAUUGGAUAUGUCAAGAAUGUUGCAGUAUUAAAGGGUGAAGACCACUUAGUUGGAGCCAUUAUGUUCGGUAAAGACUUGUAA
Scheffersomyces amazonensis is the source of this 693-nucleotide messenger RNA. RefSeq lists its product as uncharacterized. The record is from RefSeq and is a predicted model, not a curated record. Gene Ontology annotation, cellular component: nucleus. Gene Ontology annotation, molecular function: acyltransferase activity, transferring groups other than amino-acyl groups. The coding region runs from base 1 to 693 and encodes 230 amino acids. The transcript has a single exon. Lineage: Eukaryota; Fungi; Ascomycota; Pichiomycetes; Serinales; Debaryomycetaceae.